AUGGCGCCGAAUGCGAAAGAUUCCCCGUUGGAACGGGGAUUGGAAUCGAAAUGGGAAAGGGACUCGAAAAAGAGCACUGUACUUGCCAUGCCGGCCACGGUUCUACCGACGAGCGGCAGUGAAGGAGUGCUGGACGACGAUGAGGACGGUCCAAAAGCGAUGUACACACCGACGACAUUCGAGAAGCUUAUCAAUUACUUGUUGUGUCGUGGUGACUUGGCCAAUCAACAACUCGAGGUGCAGCCGGUGUCCAUCGGUGGAUUGUUUCGUUUCUCGUCAAAAUGGGAUCAUGUGGCGCUGGCGGUCGGCGUUUUGUGCGCUAUUCUAUCAGGAAUCUCACAGCCCACGCUUGCAUUGAUCUCCGGUCGAAUCACGAACAUUCUCAUCACCUAUUCACCCACGUCGAAAGAGUUCAGGGACAAGGCUUACGAGAACGUUUACAUCUUUUUGGGGAUCGGUGUGCUGAUAUCGUUCAUCAACUUUGUUCAGUUCAUGUGCUUUGCCUCAGUUUGUUCACGAGUGAUCGCCCAGAUGCGACAUCGAUACGUGAAAUCGAUUCUCCGACAAAACGCCGGUUGGCUGGAUAAAAAUCAUUCGGGAACACUGACGACAAGGCUUUCAGAUGAUCUCGAGCGAAUCCGCGAGGGAAUCGGUGACAAGUUGGGACUUCUUAUCCGCGGAACAGCUAUGUAUGCGGCUGCAAUUGUCAUCUCUUUCAUCUACGAAUGGCGCUUAGCUUUCUUUAUGUUAGGCGUUGCGCCGAUCACUUGUUUCUGCAUGUCGAUGAUGGCCAGAAAAAUGACGUCAACAACGAUGAAAGAACUGGUUGGAGUGGGGAAAGCGGGAGCAAUAGCUGAGGAAUCGAUUAUGGGCGUUAGGACAGUGCAAGCGUUUAAUGCACAAGAGGAAAUGAUUGGAAAAUACAGCGAUGAGUUGGCUAAAGGAAAGAAAUUUGCGGUUGAGAAGGGUUUUUGGAGUGGCUUUUUCGGCGGAUUGUUUUUCUGUGUGCUUUUCGCUUUUCUCGGUUGUGGAAUGCUUCUUGGCGCUUAUUUGCUGAAAAUCGGUUAUGUAGGCAGCCCGGGAGACGUUUUCAUCGUCGUGAUGUCGAUGCUUUUGGGUGCCUAUUUCCUCGGUUUGAUCUCUCCACACUUGAUGGUGUUGUUAAAUGCGCGUGUCGCCGCCGCAAAAAUCUACCAAAUCAUUGAAAGGAUCCCACACAUUGAUGCCUAUUCAGAGAAAGGUCGGAAACCGAGCAAAUGCCUUGGACGGGUCGUCUUCGAGAAUGUUCAUUUCAGAUACCCGAGUCGAAAGGAGCAAAAAGUUUUGAAUGGGAUCAAUCUAGUUAUCGAACCUGGCCAAACGGUGGCUCUCGUCGGGCACAGUGGUUGCGGAAAAUCGACCUCGGUUGGCUUGAUCACUCGUUUAUACGAAGCUGAGCAGGGAAAAGUGACAAUUGACGGGGAAAAUGUAAACGAUUUGAAUAUUGAAUGGCUACGAAAUGUGGUCGGAAUUGUGCAACAGGAGCCAAUUCUGUUCAACAACACUGUUGUCGAGAAUUUACGAAUGGGAAACCCGACACUGACGAAAGCGCAAAUGGAACAAGUGUGCAAGAUGGCGAACGCGCACGAUUUCAUUAUGAAAAUGCCAAUGGGUUACGAUACUCUGAUCGGCGAUGGUGGAGUGCAACUGUCGGGUGGACAAAAGCAAAGAGUGGCUAUUGCAAGGACAUUGGCCAGAGAUCCUAAGAUUCUUCUCCUUGACGAGGCCACUUCGGCGUUGGAUGCGAAGAGUGAAAGCAUUGUUCAACAAGCAUUGAACAAUGCGGCGAAAGGUCGUUCAACGAUCGUCAUCGCUCAUCGUUUGUCUACCGUCCGUGAUGCGAACAAGAUUGUCGUUUUCGAGAAAGGGGAAAUUAUUGAACAAGGAACUCACGAAGAACUCGUCGAGUUGCAAGGGAAAUACUACAAACUCGUGAAAGCGCAACAAUUCCAACCGGAAGAGGAUCAAAUCGUACAAGAUGGAGAAGAUGAUGGAGAUGAGAUUGAUUUAGGCGGUGAAGCUCAUUCAACCUCGGAAUAUUAUCGCCAAUCAAGCCGCAGUCAGAAUGAGCGAAUUUCAGGCAGAGAUGCAUUUAUAAGAAACUCGACAAUGCAUAGCUCGUUGAGUUUGGAGAGUAAACUCGUCGGCGUGAUCGACUCCGAGAAUUUAGCUUUUGCGCAACAAGUGAAAAAAGUGAUGGACGAGGAUGAGAAGAUCAAAGCCGGUUACACGGACAUUCUCAAGCAUUCACAGGGACAAUAUAGGACAAUGAUUUUGGGAGUCAUUACAGCAAUCAUUCGAGGCACUGAGCUCCCAGGGUUGACACUAGCUUUUGGAUAUGUCUUUGCGGGCUUUCAAAUGGUGCCUUACACUGACGGUCGAAUGAUGCACCGAAUGGCGAUGGCAGUGAUUGUCUAUUCCGCGAUCGGUGUCGGCUGUUUCAUCUUCCAGAUUUUAUCGAGUAUUUUCUUCUCAGUCGUCUCCGAAGAGUUGGCAAUGCGUUUUCGAGUUCUUUCCUUUCAACAAAUUCUGCAUCAAGAUGCUUCCUACUUUGACAAUCCAGCGCACACUCCAGGAAAGUUGAUUACCCGUUUGGCGUCGGAUGCGCCAAAUGUGAAAGCGGUUGUUGACGGACGAAUGUUGCAAGUGAUUUACGCAUGCACGGCGAUUGUUGGAAACAUUGCGAUUGCUUUCGUUUUCUCGUGGCAAGUGGCAACGAUUGGAACUGGUCUUCUAAUCGGGUUGUGGCUUUUCAUGAUCUUCCUUGGCUUGUUCAUCAUGCGAAAAAAUAUUGAUUUAAUGAAGAACAAUGAGGCGGGAAGGAUUGCUAUUGAAACAAUCGAGAAUGUGAAAACGAUUCAAUUGUUGACGAGAAUGAAAUAUUUCUAUGAGCUUUAUGAGGAGGCGAGUAAACGGCAGAAACAUCGAGAGUUGAAUAAAUGUUGGUACGAGGGGAUCAACUUUACGCUCACUCAAUCGUUUAUCUAUUUCAUGCUAACAAUUGGAUACGCUGUGGGUAUUCGAGUGAUUUAUGUGGGUGACAAGGAGUCGAAUGAUGUCUUUAGAGCAAUCAUCGCCAUGUUGUUGGGCACGGUUUCUGUCAUGAACUCUUCUCCAUAUUAUCCUGAAUUCGUUAAAGCGAAAGCUGCUGCGGGUCUCCUUUUCAACAUCAUCGAUCGUCAACCAGCCACCGGAGAUCACAAAGCUGGCGAGAAAAUGAGUGUUCGAGGCAACAUUUUAUUCGAAGAGGUGAACUUCCGCUAUCCACAACGCCCGAAUAAUCCCAUCAUGACCGGGUUGAAUUUCACUGCUCAAAGGGGACAAACAGUGGCCUUGGUUGGUCCAUCGGGAUCAGGAAAGUCGACGUGUAUCUCGAUGCUUGAACGAUUUUACGAUACAACUGGCGGUUUUGUGCGAAUUGAUGGAAAAGAUUUGAAAGCUUUAUCACUAUUCGAUUUGCGUACUCAAAUGGCGCUUGUUGGACAAGAGCCGAGGCUUUUCAGUGGAACGAUAAAGGAGAAUAUUUGCUUUGGAUUGGGUGAUGUACCGAUUGAGAAGAUUAAAGAAGCGCUUGUCAUGUCGAAUGCGGACAAAUUCAUUUCCCAGCUACCUUCUGGAUUGGAUACUGAGGUCGGCGAAAAAGGCUCUCAACUAUCAGGAGGACAAAAACAACGAAUUGCUAUCGCUCGAGCGGUUGUAAGGAAUCCAAAGAUUCUUCUACUCGAUGAAGCCACUUCAGCGCUUGAUUCAGAAUCGGAAAAGGCAGUGCAAGAAGCUUUGGAUCGAGCGCGUGCUGGUCGAACUUGUGUGACAAUCGCUCAUCGUCUCUCGUCCAUUCAAAACGCUGAUAUGAUUGUUUAUAUUGCAGAUGGAAAGGUCCGCGAAUCUGGGACUCAUGCUCAGCUAAUGGCUCGUCGCGGGAAAUAUUAUAAACUCGUUAAGGAACAAGAUUUAACUACA
Messenger RNA from Mesorhabditis belari, 3999 nucleotides. NCBI's taxonomy places the organism in Eukaryota, Metazoa, Nematoda, Chromadorea, Rhabditida, Rhabditidae. The record is from the annotation of a GenBank genome assembly.